Molecule: messenger RNA, 1463 nt
Organism: Candoia aspera
Lineage: Eukaryota; Metazoa; Chordata; Lepidosauria; Squamata; Candoiidae
Gene: SSTR3
Product: somatostatin receptor 3
Exons: 1
Coding region: 49-1296 (415 amino acids)
Biological process (GO): neuropeptide signaling pathway
Cellular component (GO): neuron projection; plasma membrane
Molecular function (GO): neuropeptide binding; somatostatin receptor activity
Source: RefSeq, a predicted model, not a curated record
CCAAAGGGAUCCUGUGGAUAAUUCUGUCCUGCCCGUCCCUCUUCUGCCAUGGACAAUUUUAACUUCACCACCACCGUGGCUUUUUGGGAAGAGAAUUCAACAACCUCUGGAACAGCCUUUCUCUCUGGAAAUUUAUCCCUAGCUUCUAAUCUGGGCCUGGAUAUUAGUGGUGUCCUUAUUCCCCUGGUAUAUCUCAUUGUCUGUGUCGUAGGACUAGCUGGAAAUUCUCUAGUUAUUUAUGUGGUUUUGUGCCAUUCAGUGAGUGAAUCAGUGACUAAUAUCUACAUCUUCAACUUGGCACUGGCAGAUGAACUCUUUAUGCUUGGCCUACCCUUCUUGGCAGCGCAAAAUGCUUUAUCAUAUUGGCCUUUUGGCUCAUUCAUGUGCCGCCUAGUGAUGGCUGUGGAUGCCAUAAACCAGUUUACUAGUAUUUUCUGCCUCACCGUGAUGAGCGUUGAUCGCUAUCUGGCUGUGGUGCACCCUGGGAAAUCCUCGAAAUGGCGGACAGUCCGUGUGGCUAAGACUGUUAGUGCCACUGUGUGGGUACUCUCAUCUGUGGUGGUGCUGCCUGUGGUAGUGUUUUCCGAAGUCCCUCAUGGUAUGAGUACAUGCCACAUUAAAUGGCCUGAACCUGCUUCAGUAUGGAAAGCUGGUUUCAUCAUCUACACAGCUACACUUGGCUUCUUUGGGCCAUUGCUGGUUAUCUGCUUGUGCUACCUGCUUAUUGUUGUCAAGGUUCGUUCAUCAGGCAGAAAGGUGCAAGCACUGACAGCUAAACGCAAACGCUCUGAACGGAGGGUCACACGUAUGGUAGUAAUUGUGGUGGCAGUCUUUGUACUCUGUUGGCUACCUUUCUAUAUGCUCAACAUCAUCAAUGUCAUCUGGACUUUGCCUGAGGAACCAUCACUCUUUGGUAUUUACUUUCUGGUUGUUGUCCUGCCCUAUGCCAACAGUUGCACCAAUCCUAUCAUCUAUGGCUUCCUGUCCUACCGGUUCAAGCAAGGCUUUCGCAGAGCCAUCUUGAGACCCUCCCGCCGAGUGCAGAACCAAGAAAUAGCCAUGGCAACAACCGCAGAUAAUAUGGAAGAGGAGGAAGAGGAGGAAGAGGAAGAAGAAGAGGAGGAGGAAAUGUUGGCCAAAGUAAAGGAGAUCAGCAAAAUUGCCCAAAAUGGUAAUGGAGGACAGCAGGAGUGUGAACUUGCCAGUGAGCCAGGGAGAGGCAGUGAACACAAGCCAAUUCCUGAAGAGCCCAUAAGUUGUGAGAAGCCCAGCAUAGUUAAUAUCAGCUGUUUAUAGUGACUAGGACCUGAACCACUUUAUCUUUUUUCUGAAAUUCCUUGGCAGAGACUCGUGUUUAAUAAUAUUUUUUUUAAAAGAUAAUUCCUAAAUUAAGGUGUUUUAUAGUAAUAAUCUGUCCCAUGAUGUCUUUCUGAAGCAAGAUACUCUACUAACAUGAACAGAAC